AGCACCGUACUAAACAGUUAUCUAACCAUCAAGUGAAGAGUGUGCUGUGAGGCAUUUUUUUGACUAAUAGUUUCGACCUGUGCCAGGAGAAUAGCAGUGCCCACUUCAAGUGUCCUUAUAGAUCCAAGAAAAGCAGUAGAUAUGUUGAGAUUCGUGUCAGCUCUUGCCAUACUCGCCGCGACCGCCAAGGCCGCUCCGGUGGAGCAGGCGCACUACUCCUUCGUCUCGCAACACCCGGUCCACUACGAACCCGUGCACCAUGCCGUUCCCGAGGUCCACUAUCCGAUCCACGUCCUUGAAAGUCACGAAUACCAACCGUACCACCACCAGGUUGUCGCCGAGCAGCCUCAAAAGUACAUCAUAGAAGACCAUCAUCAAGCUGCUGGCGAGAGCUACGUCGACCACAAUACCUACUCCGGUGGCUACAGUGCCCUGUACGGUGGAGAUGUCCAAGGACAUCUGUACAACGCUGGUGGACACAGUGGCUACGCCAAGACCUACAACGAUUACUAUGCCUACCCCAAGUACAACUUCGAAUACGGCGUCGAUGAUCCACACACCGGAGAUCACAAGAAGCAGUGGGAAGUCCGUGAUGGUGAUGUAGUCAAGGGUGGAUACAUGCUGAAGGAAGCCGAUGGAACGACCCGCGUCGUUGAGUACACCGCCGAUGACCAGAAUGGAUUCAACGCCGUCGUCAAGAAGAUUGGCCAUGCUCACCACCCGGAAACGCACGCUCAUGCCUAUGCCCCUGUAGCUCAGCAAAGCGUCUACGGCCAUCUGGGUAACUACGCUGGAGCCUACGCUACCGGUGACCACUACGGCAAGGGAGCCACCAGCUACACCAAGGUCUGGAAGCAGCACUAAAUAAUUUGGACUCGCGAUCAUGGAGUAGUGAAUUAUUGCCAAAGAAGAACAACGCGGAACGAUACAUUAUUUAUUUCUCUUGAUGCUUUUAAGACGAGCUGCUGCUAGCUCCGAUCAACUACAUGCGAAAAGUUUUAGUCAAAAUGCCUCUCCACUAGGAUGCACAUUACCGAAAUGAUUAUUUUCACUCACUAUGCGGGAGUUAGAUGACUCGCGCAGCCAAGCGUCUGCAGUAGCUUCCGACGAAUCGAUUUUAUGGUUCCGAGAUGGACUGUAGUGGCGUGCGAGUUUUGAACUCCCAUAAAAUAUAAAGUUAAUAAACUGAUCUGUGAUAAAAAAAACUAAUGCAAAA
Molecule: messenger RNA, 1216 nt
Organism: Ochlerotatus camptorhynchus
Lineage: Eukaryota; Metazoa; Arthropoda; Insecta; Diptera; Culicidae
Product: pro-resilin-like
Exons: 3
Coding region: 142-864 (240 amino acids)
Cellular component (GO): extracellular matrix
Source: RefSeq, a predicted model, not a curated record